This is a messenger RNA of Vespula pensylvanica (western yellowjacket), 1841 nucleotides long. It is a transcript of the gene PpV, whose product is annotated as serine/threonine-protein phosphatase 6 catalytic subunit. The record is from RefSeq and is a predicted model, not a curated record. Gene Ontology annotation, biological process: peptidyl-serine dephosphorylation; G1/S transition of mitotic cell cycle. Bases 161 to 1072 code for a protein of 303 amino acids. Lineage: Eukaryota; Metazoa; Arthropoda; Insecta; Hymenoptera; Vespidae. Gene Ontology annotation, cellular component: cytoplasm. The transcript is spliced from 7 exons. Gene Ontology annotation, molecular function: protein serine/threonine phosphatase activity.
UAUGUUCGUCAAUAUACCUUAAGAAGGUCUUUCGUAAAUCUUGUUUUAAUGAAUAGAAAUACAGCGCUCUUGUUUAAUGUAGUUACGUAUCAUUUUUAUAUACAUACAUCGCUAGUUGAAUGAGGGCGCGACCGGUAUUUUCCAGUAGUACAAAUCCAAAAUGUCAGACAUCGAUAAAUGGAUAGAUAUCGCAAAAGAAUGCAAAUAUCUUCCGGAAAAUGAUCUUAAGAAACUCUGUGACAUGGUAUGUGAUUUGUUAUUGGAAGAGUCCAAUAUUCAACCUGUUUCUACCCCGGUAACGGUUUGUGGCGAUAUCCAUGGACAGUUUUAUGAUCUGGAGGAAUUAUUCCGUAAUGGAGGACCUGUGCCUGAUACAAAUUAUAUAUUCAUGGGUGAUUUUGUGGAUAGGGGCUAUUAUAGUUUAGAAACAUUUACACGCCUACUCACGCUUAAAGCAAAAUGGUCUGAUAGAAUAACAUUACUCAGAGGGAAUCAUGAAUCCAGACAAAUCACACAUGUAUACGGAUUUUAUGAUGAGUGUCAGAACAAAUAUGGCAAUGCGAAUGCAUGGAAGUAUUGCUGCAGAGUUUUUGAUUUGCUCACAGUUGCUGCCUUAAUCGACGAACAAGUACUUUGCGUACAUGGUGGAUUAUCUCCAGCUAUUUCAACAUUAGAUCAAAUUAGGACGAUUGAAAGAAAUCAAGAAAUACCACAUAAAGGUGCUUUCUGUGAUUUGGUAUGGUCCGAUCCAGAAGAUGUAGAUGGAUGGACGGUUAGCCCACGAGGAGCUGGUUGGCUGUUUGGAAGCAGAGUUACUUAUAAAUUUAUGGAAAUAAAUGACCUUAAGCUUAUUUGCAGAGCUCAUCAACUGGUACAUGAAGGCUAUAGAUACAUGUUUAAUGACAAAUUAGUGACAGUCUGGUCAGCUCCAAACUACUGUUACAGAUGUGGCAACAUAGCUAGUAUUUUACAGUUUACAACAGUAGAUCAUAGAUGUCCAGUGCUGUUCCAGGCAGUACCUGAUUCAGAAAGAGUGAUUCCACCCUUAACCACAACUCCAUACUUCUUGUGAUUUAACUUAGUAAUUCAUUUGUUUGGAUGCAGAGGAGAGAUAUCUGUGUCUAGACUCAAUGGAAUUACAUGAUUUUUGGAUAAUGAAUCCAGGCUGGUACUAUGACGGAGCAUAAAAUUCCCUAAAAUAUAUUACAGAAUAUUACAUUGCUUAGAAUUUUGAUCUCCUUUUGUUUUUUUUCUUAUUAUUUUUAUUUUUAUUUUUUUAGUUUUUUUUUUUUAAGUUUUUAAUGCUUUUCUAAUCGAACUGUAUAACCUGGCACAGGCAAUUUACAAUGUAAUUAUUAUGAAAAGGAUUUAAAGAUUUUUAAAGGAUUUUAUCAACUUUUGUAUAUUAAAAUGCCAAUUUUUAUACGUAGCAUCUGCCAUUGCAUCAGCCUGAUUUCUCUAAUUUAAAAAUAUUUUCCAUUGGAAUAAAUGUGAACACUCUAUGGUCUAGACGCUUCGCUGUCUACUGUGUACAUUCUAUAGAGCAUUCGUAUCUCAGAGCAAUGUUGUGGACGUAUUGUCACAAAGGCUGAGGCUUUUUAAAUAAUUUAUGAACAUAAUUAAGUAAUGGUCCAACUAUGUGUGGAUGGAUAAAUAAAAGAUGUCAUUUAAACAUUCCGGCAUAUAAGACAGGCGCUCUGAGUACAAUCAAUGCUUCAUUGAUAUUAUGAUCGUUGUGCGUAGAAUUCAGGUUUAUUCAAGCGUAAGCGUAUAUACUAUCGUUAAGGUCUUCCUGAGUAAAUGAUACAUUUCUGAUUUAGUAAAUAUACUGGUAUGCUGCG